Molecule: messenger RNA, 1420 nt
Organism: Anoplophora glabripennis (Asian longhorned beetle)
Lineage: Eukaryota; Metazoa; Arthropoda; Insecta; Coleoptera; Cerambycidae
Gene: SerRS-m
Product: serine--tRNA ligase, mitochondrial
Exons: 4
Coding region: 38-1333 (431 amino acids)
Biological process (GO): mitochondrial seryl-tRNA aminoacylation
Cellular component (GO): mitochondrion
Molecular function (GO): tRNA binding; ATP binding; serine-tRNA ligase activity
Source: RefSeq, a predicted model, not a curated record
AGUUUUUCAGAUGUGUUUAAAAAAAUAAAAUAUCAACAUGAUAAAGAAUGUAAACAUUUUUCUAAUUCUGAAUAAAAAUGUGAAGUAUUUUCAUACAAAUUGUGGUUUACUGUGGAAUCUCCCCAAUUACGCUGAAUUGGACGUCGAUUAUCUUUGUAACGAGAAAAACGUGGAGAACAUUGCUAAUAAUAUUAUCAACAGGAAAGGUGUAGGAAAUAUCAAAGCGGUUAAUGAAUUAAAACUUAAAUUAGACAAUACGCAACCAGAUGAAAAAAAUUAUGAAACACUUAGAAAUAAAUUUUAUGAAGAGUUAUUCAAGAUUCCUAAUAAAACUCACCCCGAAGUAUUCACUUAUGGAGGCAAACCAAAGCUUGUGAAGAAUGUAAAUUCAAAAAAGGAGUUUGACUUCAAACCAAGGGAAUUUCAUGAAAUAUCGAAACGAUUAAACCUAGUGAGAACAGAACAGUUGGGAAAUGUUUGUGGCAAUAGAAGUUACUAUCUUCUUGGAGAAAUGGCUGAGUUAGAACAGGCUUUAGUCAGUUAUUGCCUUGAACGACUUAUUCAUAACAAAUUUCAACUUUUGUCUGUUCCUGAUAUACUACCGAGAGAUGUUGUAGAACGAUGUGGGAUGAAUACUAAGGGAGAAAGAAAUCAGGUUUAUGCCUUAGAUCCAGAUGUCUAUGGACCAGACUUAUGUCUAUCAGGAACCUCUGAGAUAGCCCUUGCGGGAUACCUUACGAAUAAAUUAUUUUCCGAAGAUGAACUACCUUUGAAAUUAGCUGCCGUAAGUCGAUGUUACAGGGCAGAAACUUCAAGUGUGUCGGAAGAAAGGGGAAUAUUUAGAGUUCACGAAUUCACCAAAGUAGAGAUGUUCAUCGUUUCUACACCUGAGAAGUCUGACGAGGCUUUAGAAGAUAUAAGAAUUUUACAAGAAGAGAAUUUUGAAUCAUUGGGGCUUCAUUUUCAAGUACUGGACAUGCCUCCGCAUGAGUUGGGUGCACAGGCUUAUAGAAAAUAUGAUAUCGAAGCUUGGAUGCCGGGAAGAGGUUUAUACGGGGAAAUAUCAAGUUGUAGCAACUGCACCGAUUUUCAGUCUAGAAGAUUUGGCAUUAAAUAUAAAACGAGGGAGGGGCAAGUUGGCUUCGUUCACACCUUAAAUGGUACUGCUUGUGCUGUACCUAGACUGCUGAUAGCUCUUACAGAGACUGAACAAGGCAACAAGGGCACGAUUCACAUUCCCCAUGUCUUGCAGAGGUUUAUGAGAGGGAAAACCUCGAUUGGUAGGCAGAAGAGUGUACCAGAGUUAAAGUUAAUCAAAAAUAAAAAGCAGUAACAUCAAGAAGUAUAAUUAUAAAUAAUAUAAAUUAACUCUUGAUAUUUAAAACAUUUAACGACUUAAUAUAGAUAAUGAUUUGUGAAA